This is a messenger RNA of Anarrhichthys ocellatus (wolf-eel), 9247 nucleotides long. It is a transcript of the gene mpp3a, whose product is annotated as MAGUK p55 scaffold protein 3a. Lineage: Eukaryota; Metazoa; Chordata; Actinopteri; Perciformes; Anarhichadidae. The transcript has 19 exons. Gene Ontology annotation, molecular function: protein binding. Bases 7402 to 9237 code for a protein of 611 amino acids. The record is from RefSeq and is a predicted model, not a curated record.
GGAAGAAGGAAGGAAGGAGGAGGAGGAGGAAUCAGAGCGAGAGAAACAGUGUGGCUGCAGUCAGGAGGGACACAAACACAGAGAGAGAGGAGGAGAUACAGAGAGAAGAGAAGGUAAGUUAGCCACAUUUGUCUGUUUAUUGCCUUUGUUUCCAGUGUGAACACGAGGUGUCUGAUUCGCUGCUAUUCAGUGUGUCUUUUCCAUUUCAUCCUCCGUCUGCCAGCUAACGGCACGCUGUAUGGAGGGAGAUCAGAGUGCUGUAGCACUGCGGAGAGAUGGAGGAGAGAGAGAGGGAGGGACGGAGGGAGGGAGGGAGGGCCGGCCGGCCGGUAUUAUGCUCUACAGACAGGAGGAAGUAGGAAUAGAAAGAAAGACAGAGAGGAGGUGAAACAGAGGGAAAUAAACAUCUGCCUGGGCUUUGCUGUGAGGGGGUGGGUGUCUGGGGAUCGGGGGGGUGUACCAUUUGAGGGACAGCACAGGAUUGUGUCAGCUGUCAACAUCUGUAGUUUUAGCUCCAUGUUGGAGAUGAUAUAAGUUUUUGUUGGACCACACCCUUUGAGAUUAUAUGAUGGUUUUGUUGUUGCAUUUGGUGAGGGUGUGAGUCUGGGAAAUGUGUGUGUGUGUGUGUGUGUGUGUGUGUGAAAAGGCAUGUUGGAUGCUGGCCAAACAUGCUUAGUGUUUCCCAUUGUCAGGGCAGUGGAUUAGCUGCGUGUGAGCGGUGUUUAAUCUCGAGCUGGCGAGGAGUCCAGCCAAAGUGCUCGAUCUUGUACUGACCGAGAUGUUGUCACUCUGAACUGUGUGUGUGUGUGUGUGUGUGUGUGUGUGUGUGUGUGGACAUGUAUGUAGAUAUACUGUCCACCAGUGUGUGUUAAUGUGCCUGUGUUGUGUCUGUACAUGCAUGUGAGAAAUGCUUUAGUACAAGAGGUUGCAGAGCUCAAAUAUUCCUUCUACUCCUGGCAUCAGUCCUCGGUUAAAAUCUUCGCCGUUUGGUGACUGACACAGAAAUGAUGUCCUCCACCAUAUUGUAAAAUCAUGCCGCUCAGACAGGAGCAGUGUAGACCCUCGUCAUCUGGCAAAGUGAAACAGUGUCUGAAAGGCAGCCUGCUUAGAACAGCUUGACCGAGCAUUUGUUGUUUUAGCGUCUCGAUGCCAAGGCAUUUUCACAGCAUUGUGGAUGAUGAAUUUUCAGAAAGAGCGAUGACGAUUGAGAGGGUGUUUCUCAUGAUCCCUACAACCUCACAGGCGGCACAAUAAUCACGGCAGAUGGCACAUUUCGUGUUGAAACAUCUUUUAAAUAUACAUAGAGGGCUGAGGCAUAUUCUAGCACACAAACAAUGGAGACCAUCCUCCCAAGAAGAAUGACCGCAUCAGUCGGGUCACUGAAACCUCAAGCAGCUGUAGUGGUUGUAAUGGGAGGAAAGGAGGAAGUCAGGUGAUGGUAUAAUAGAGCCAAAACAAAAUGUUUGACUUCAACACAGGAGUCUGCUGUUUGUUUCCUGUUUCAAACCAACAGACAGCGUUUCUUUCAUGAUUGUCCCCUUAGCGAAGUAGUCAUUUAAACCCAGCCGUUGGAAAAGGUAGGCCCUAAACUAGCCCCUAAUAAACUAAACUAGCCCCUAACAGCUAUAGACUUAUUACUGUGUUUAGAUAUUAAAAAUAUAGAAUUGUUUUACUAUUUUAACUCAUUGUUUCCCAAAAUAACUUACAAAAGGCUCCCAAAGCACUUAGAAAAUAUGCAACUCAACUGUUUAUUACUUACUGUGUACUUCUACUUCAGAGGAAAACAUUGUACUAAUACAUUUACACAGCAGAUUCAUAUUUUAUCCACAAAUUUGUAUUAAUAAUUUAACUCUCUAGCAUUGUUGAAAGCUCCCCCUUGAACAGACGUAUAUUUAGAUACUUUGUGCUAAUAAGGCUUCUCUUCCACUCUGCACUUCAAGUAAACAUUUGCAUGCAGGACUUUUGUUGUGCGGUAUUGUGUCGUAGGCCUAUACUUCUACUUCAGAGGAAAACAUUUACCUGACAUGCUAGUAAGUAACAGUCAAGAUGCUCAAUAUGUGUUCAGUUUAUCCAAAUAAAACCUAUUUUGGAAAUUUACUGCCAUCGUUUUCGGAGGUUUGAGAGCCUGCAUUCAACGAGCCGCCGACAGCUGCACAGAGUGCUGAUGCGGUGUUUUUCAAAGUUCAUGUUGAAUGUGUUGCGUGUCCAAAUUGCACCAAAUUCAACAAAGCACCUCCAGUAAUACACCCGCUAAGUGUGACGUAGAUCAGAUGAGCACUUCUGUAUAUAUGCGAAGAACACAUUUUUUGCUUUAUAGUUAAAUAUAUUAGUAGAUGUGAACCGCAGCCUCCUUUACACUUAUCCAUCCAGACCCCCUCCCUUUAAGUUCUUUGUCAAGUAAAGAUAAUCUCUGGUUUCAGAUUUGCUAUUUUGUCUGUUUUUGUAUCAUAUAUAUUUUAUCUUUAAAGUUGGACAUUUUCCAUGAUUUUCUGACAUUAUUUUGCACAUUAGAUUCAUAUUUUUAUUUGCACAAAUGAAUGAUUAGAAGAAUGAUCAGUUGCCAUCCUAGAGCCAACACAAUUCUUUAAGGAAAGAGGAAACCCCACACACUUGCUCAGUGUCAGUGUAUAGCAGUGGCUGCUCUGUAGUAUCUUCAGAAGCUCUUGCGGUUCAGGUUUUACUGGAUGAGGCAUCAAAGAGACCUUAAGAGACCUGAUGAAACUCUUGGCAGCGUGUUCAUCGCUGUGAGGGCCGACUUAUGCCCCGCUGAACCUGCUGACGUCAAACCACCUCCAGGGCUCUCGACUGAAAAGCAGGAGAAAAAAAGCUUGUGUGACAAAUAUAAAGAUGAAACUGUGAAUAGGAACAAGGGGGAGGGGGGAGGUGUCUGUUGGUUGUGUGUUCAUGUUCGUUGAAUGCUGUGAUUCCAAACUACUUCUCUGUGUAUGAAUGAGACAAUCACAUGUGGAUGACCAACACAAAGAAUAACAUUCAGUGGUUUACAAAUAUCUUAUUUAACACAGGAUAACGUCGAUAAUGCAGUGGCAGUGGUAGUAACUGCUGAUCCGUCUGCAUUUGAGCUAAAUGUGUCGAGAUGAAGGUUUUAUGACGAAGGCUGUUAUCUGAUCAGCUGACUUCUUCUGACCUCACCGGGGCUCCAUCAUGUUUGUGUGAUCUGCAGCUAAGCUCUUAACUAGAUUUGAACUGAAAAUGUCAUAUUUUUUUUUUUUGCAAAAAGCAUGUUUGAGUCUAUUUUUGGGAUCAGUGACGUUUUGGUGUUUGUAGCCGGGUUUUUGCAGUGAUGUGAGAUGGUGCUUUCUGAAGGCCUGUGUGAGCCAGGGGCAUCUGUUCGUAGUUUUAAAGGGGCAGUGAGAGAGAGAGAGCUGUCGGUAGUCAAGCAGACCAAACUGUGCUCUACUGAGCUCGUGCUGGUGUUGAUUCUCAGUGGGAUUAGUAUUUACUCAUGUCAUGGAGUAUGUAGUGGAGUACAAAUGGAAUACUUCUAAUAUGUCUUCAUUAAUCAUGUUAACACUCUUAAUGUUUUCCAGAGUAUGCAUAAUUAACUCUUAUUACCUACAUUUUAAAUCUAUAAACAUACUUAGCAACCAGGACCAAGGGCAUGGACACACCAGCAUUUAUAAUCUGUACAGAUUUAGCAUUGCACCCCUGUAACAUUAUUGGACUCUUGAUGGACAGUUUAAAACAAAGGAUCAAAGUCAUCACAGCAGAAUCAGAGGUGUUGUCUUUUCUUUUCUUCAUUGUUAAAACCUGGAAACUACAUGACCCAUAAUUCAACUCUGCCGGUGAAAAAUUUGUCAGAGAUUCGGAUGUUAGCGAGAUACAGAGGUACAGAACUCCACAUCUCCAGAUUUAUUAUAUUUUUAAACCAAUAUUUAUCAGCCACAAAAGGCUUUGUAUCUAUAUGUUACAUAUGCAGUAGUACUCCCCAAGACCUGUAGACAGACUUUGAUGUGUAAUAUCAAUGCUUUUCAUUUCAACAGAGUUACAGCAGUGAAUGCAUUUGCUUGUGAAUCUAUCUGGAGCCUUUACGUAUAUUUCAACUUUGGUGAACUUUGGCGCACAAAUUUGCAUUUCUGAUUACUCACAAACCGUCUUUUCAGUGCUGAAUUUUAUGGGAACGGACAACUGGAGAACCCAAAAUGAAGAAAACUAUCUUAUGCCAUUAGCUGUGUUAUACCGUCCGAUUUUAAUUUUGCUUUGGCAUUGUUUGUGCGAUCUACUCCUGUCUCAUGACUGACUCCCGAAAUGUUUCGUAAUGUUACGUAACUGUUCGUUUAUAGUCCAGGUAGUGGCUGAGAGCACAAUGGUCACUAUGUAAUCAGUGUUUGGUGCAAAGGCUGCUACGAGAGGUUUUAUACAGACAGAAAAUUAUAUUAUUAUUAUUAUUAUAUAUUCAUCAAAUUGCAACUUUGGAAAAUCAAUGCAGAUUUUUUUAAUUUGAAAACUUUAAACAUAAAUUAAGUUUACUUUUGUUCCUCAAUGAGUCAAACUCACGACCACCUCAAUCCAUUGAUUGUCAGGAGAAUCAGUGGGAACGACACCCCCCCCAUGGGUGCCACUUAGAGGUGCUCCCACAAUGCCGUUCUCUGAAGACCUCACCAGGUUAGAGGAUGAUGUCAUUCUCCCACGACUCUUAACUCACUCAGCUGCUGCAGGUGUAAUGAACCACAAGCUUUUGAUUGUUUUGUUAUUGGUGGAAGUAGAAAAGAAGCUGAUGAUGCAAAGAAUGGUGACAAUAAAGAUAUUAGAAAUGGAGAUUCUCUAGUCAUGUUACAAGCCUUGAUUUUGGGACGUGUUUAUGUCAGAGAGGGUUGUCCUCUUAAGUCAUCACAGGGUCAGGCUCUGCUCAUUCCUCACGGUCCUUUUCAGAGCCAGGCAUCAAGAUGUCUUAUCCCUUUAUAGUCCAAGAGUUUAUUAGUUAUUUGAGGACCUAACUAUAGAUUAGAGUAAAUUAAGUAAGUUAUGUAAGUAAGUUAUGCCGUGGGCUACAACAUUGUUGUUUUUAUGAGCCUAAAUUUGUUGACAUUUUGGCCCCAUUUAAAGUGUGCUGUAUUGGCUAUUAGCUUUUCCUGGUUGCAAUGUACGUUUGGAUGUACAGACUAUUACUGGAUUAAUUUGACACCGAUUAUGGAGAUUUAUUUGCAGUUUACUUCCUUUUAUUAAUAAUAAACAAAUAUUAACAAUACUUUUAGAAACACGUUGACAUUAUUUUUUACUAUAAAUAAGGACGACUAAUAUGAUUUCAGUUGGACUUAGUCGUCUUAUAGUAAUAGUAUAAUAAAUGAGGAAAGUUUAAAAACAAAAUGAGGAACUAUUAAAGUUUUUGUUGCUGAAGAUGGUCGUGGGUGACACAAAUCAGUGAAAAGUGAAUAUUGAUAUGAGUGAAGCACUUUACCAGUGAAACUACAGUAUAUUGAUGAUGAUGUUUCUUUCCUCCUCUGAGUUAAAAAUAGUGACGUUAUGGAGAAAAUCCCAUCUGACACACUUGAGAAUAAAGAGCCUCUCUUGUGUGUCGUUCCCACUGAUUCUCCUGACAGAACAAAGAAUAAAAUAAGCGCUGCCUCCCUCCUCAUCUUUUCCUCAUCCCUCUAUCUGGCUCUCUAAUAUCCUCUCUGUUCAUUAUUCAUGAACUCAUUGCUGUCUCCGGCUGUCUGUGGUGCGCUUAAUCAUAUUCUGAAUAUUUACCAUCCAAGCACAAGGAUACAUUUCAGAAAUGCUUUAGGAGGAAGGAGAAAAUUUCAAUCUUGCAAUAUAGAAACAUUAAAAUACAAUGUACGGUGCUGUACUGUGUUUUUCAUGAACAAGCUCAUAGAAAUACAGAAGCGCGACUGUUUGCCUUGACGUUGCAAUGUAUAGGAACUCCUCCCACUCAUCCCACUGGGAAGAUUCCCACCCCAGUUCCAGUCACGUAUCUUGAUGGACUGUUUGGGAUACUCAAUCUUCAUCAGCAUUGUCUUCCUCUCCUAACUCCUGUUCCCCUGAGUGUUUAGUUUGUCUGCAUUUCUAAUCCCAGACCUGCUAUUCCUCAUCCGUCCUCUACCUGCCACUGCAGAGUCUGCACACCACCUGACCAAAUCAUCUGCCUGCACAGCUGCUUCACAUUAGCCUCACAAUGAACUAGAUAUGUUGUUUCCAGCCUUGUUCCUGUCCUGGCCAUCUGCUUGCCUUAUAGCUUUUUGGUCUUAUUUUGGAACUUACUUCCUUCAUGUUGCUGUCUGCAAGCUGCUUUUACCCCUCUGAUAUAAACCUGUUUCUCCAGUCUUGUUGGUUGUUAGCUUUAGUGUUUCUUUCUGUGUCAAUCAGUCAGUGUUUCUAGAUUGAUUUGAUAUGUUCCUGCAAUAACUGCUCAAAGAGCGAUCACUAAACACUGAAAAUUCACAGAUUUGUAAAAAUGAUUAUUGAUAUAAGCUCAACAGUCUCAAGGUAACACACCAAGACAAGAUGCCUCAUCUUGACAGGCGUCCGUAAGGUGACGGACACGGUAACACGAACAGCAAUGUUUAUUUUACACAUACAAAGCAGACACGCACACUACUGUCAGACAGGUUAAGCUUCUUUUCUAAACAGUCUGAAUAAAAUACAAUUUCUGUCAAUAUUUUCACAACCUUGCGUCCACAUUUUUGUAACCCAUACUGUUUAUCGUUGAUGUUCAACACAACUCAUUCAAACAAGCUAAUACUCUUUAUUGCAGCUUUGUUGUGUGGUUUUGGUUUUACUGCAUUUUCCGGUUGUUUUGUUAUCGGAUCAUAGUGUGAUAUGUUGGAGUCUGCGGUUUGUGUUAUUGACUUGUGUUUCUAGUGGCAGGAAGUAUGGAGAAUAUUGAGUGGAGUGACGAGGAUAUUGAUCUGUAGGGACUGCAAUAAUCCAGCAGUCUGUGCGGUACUUCAGCCGACUGUAGCGGUGUAGAUCUGUCAGCUUAUGAAUAUAGAUAUAUAAAGAAAGUUAUUGUACAGUAUGUACUGCAACGAAAAUUAAUUUAGUCCUUUUAUGGAGAGCUAAAAUCAUUUUCCGAGUAGGCAACCAUAUUGUAUAGAAUACUGUUUGUGCCAGAUGAUCCCGUUACACACCAACACAAACACACAGGGCCUGGUGAGACUCAGCGUGAUUAAUAGUACUAUAAUGCCAGCCGACUUGCACAUACACACCUACAUGUUCACAGACGAGGUAACUGCGCUGCAAAAUGGGAGAAAUGCGGCUUGGAUUUACAACAUGAAGCCUACAUGGGGAUGAUAUAUGGCUAUAAAUAACACCAUUACCUUUUUAUUAUUUUGCUAUUUGUGAGAAUAUCCUCUCAGAAACUGAAAGGAUCUGUAUGGAAUGCUGAUUAUAAUUACAAUACCCCCCCUUCCAGGUUUCCUCCCCUCCUCACCUCACUGACCCAUGAAAGAAGCCAUGCCGGUCCUCACAGCAGGAGCGGGGCUACAUGAAACGUUGGCCCUGCUGACCUCUCAGCUGCGGCCCGAUGCCAAUCACAAAGAGGACAUGGUCUUCCUGAAAGACGUCUUCAGUGAGCGGAGUUUGGGAUAUCUCAUGAAGAUUCACGAGAAGUUGAGACAGUAUGAGAGACAGAGUCCAACACCCGUCCUCCACAGUGCCUCUUCUCUGGCAGAGGAUGUGGCAGAGGAGCUGCAGAGCGGACCAAUGAGCACCGAAGAAAAAGAGCUGCUGCUCCUGCUGACGUCACCACAUCUCAAGGCCGUUCUCUCGGUGCACGACACCGUGGCACAGAAGAACUUUGAUCCCGUGCUGCCGCCGCUGCCAGAUGACUUCGAGGAUGAGCUGGAGGAAGAGUCGGUAAAGAUUGUCAGGCUAGUGAAGAACAAGGAGCCUCUGGGAGCCACCAUCAGGCGGGAUGAAGCCACUGGGAUGGUGAUCGUGGCUCGAAUCAUGAGAGGAGGUGCAGCUGACCGAAGCGGAUUGGUCCAUGUAGGAGAUGAACUCAGGGAGGUCAAUGGAGUCUCUGUGAUCCAGAAGAGGCCUGAUGAGAUCAGUCAGCUGCUGUCCCAAUCCCAGGGCUCCAUCACUCUAAAGAUAAUCCCUGCCAUUAAAGAAGAGGACCGACUGAAGGACAGCAAGGUGUACAUGAGAGCCUUGUUUGACUACAUCCCGUUGGAAGACAAGGCGACACCUUGCCAAGAAGCGGGACUUCCUUUCAAGCGGGGAGACAUCCUGCAGGUCGUGACCCAAGACGACCACACGUGGUGGCAGGCCAAGCGUGUGGGAGACAGCAACCUGCGGGCCGGACUCAUCCCAUCCAAACUGUUCCAGGAGAGGCGACUGGCCUACAGGAUGAAAAUGGGCACACUUCCGAAUCCAAAAUCCCCUAAAAAGCCCGUCUAUGACCAAGGAUGUGAUAAAGAGGACUGUGACUGUGAGGGCUAUUUCAAUGGACAGUACAUAGUCUCUCCUAAGUGUAAAGCAGUGGCGCCCUCCUGUGGCCAGGUGUUUUCCUGGGAAUUUUAUUCAGCUGGUCUACGGAGGAGUUUCCGGCUGAGUCGCAAAGACAGACAAGGGUCCUCCGGAGAGGGUUCUGAUCCCAGGGACAACGAUUACAUGACUUAUGAAGAGGUGACCCGCUAUCAGCAGAGGCCCAAUGAAAGGCCCCGUCUGGUGGUUCUGAUCGGAUCUCUUGGAGCACGGAUCAAUGAACUCAAACAGCGUGUGAUUGCUGAAAACCCACAUCGUUUCGCAGUGGCUGUACCACAUACCACCAGGCCCAAGAAGCCUCAUGAGAAGGAAGGUGUGGAGUACCACUUUGUUACCAAACAGCAAUUUGAUGCAGAUGCUUUAAACAACAAGUUCAUAGAACACGGGGAAUACAAGGAAAACCAAUAUGGCACAAGUAUAGAGGCAAUCCGCUCUGUACAGGCCAAGAAUAAGAUGUGUGUUGUGGAUGUGCAGCCUGAGGCCCUGAGGAGGCUGCGGACAGCAGAGUUCAAGCCCUAUGUAAUAUUUGUCAAACCUCGUGUUCCUGAGAGCAGACGUCGCCGCAGUGCUGCAACUUCACCAGGAGGGGGAGAGCAUGGCCGCAUUACAGACGAAGAUCUCCAAGAGAUGCGUCAGUCCGCGGCUCAGAUUGAUCAACAGUAUGGACACCUGGUAGACCGGAUCCUGAUCAAGGAGGACUCAGUCAGUGCCUGUGCAGAACUUCGAGGUAUCUUGGAAAGGCUGGAGCGAGAAUCCUUCUGGGUACCUCUCAGCUGGGUGCGGACCUAAACUUACCCCC